GUGCCUGCCCGCUCCCCGGGCAGUGGCGGCUCGCCCUUUGCGGGGCUGCUUGAGGUCGCGCCGCUCUCCGGGCCCGGUCCUCGCUCCCGCCUGUGCCUCUGCCCCGCUUUCCGGGGCCGCUGUCUCUCCCGAGCCUGGCGGGCCGGUGUCUGUGAAGCCGCCACGGUGUGCGCGGGGUAGAGCGGCAGCAGCCCCCCGCAGUAAACCCUCAGUGACAGCGGCCGUGUCGGGGGAGUUCCCGGUGCUGAGCAGUUUCACGCUCUACAGGUCCCACGAGUGUGAUUAAAUAUUUCGUUACGAGCAGCAUCGGACGCGGCUCGCACCGGCUCCCCGGCAGCGCUGCUGGCAUCCGCUGAGCACCGCUGCGCCUUCCUGGCUGUGAACACCUCGAACGCCUGUAUUACCAGAACAGAGGGAUUUCCCUGAUACACCAUGUCCAAAUAGUUUUAAUUAUUAGCCCUAGGACAGGUGAUGUUUCUGUUCUGAAGCAAUAAAAUGCCCAUGAGAGGAGCACAGCUUUCACCAUUUUAAAGUAUGGAUUUAACCUUAGUGCAAGCAGCCCUUGUAACAGUGGAAGUAACUCUCGGUGUGUCACUGGUCAUGCAGAGGUGUAUUAGUGGUCAUGCAUGCAAAGGUACUUCACUGCUCAGGGCCUAAGCUUUCAGGGUUGGUUUUUUUUGGUCUGGUUGGUUGGUUGUAGGGCCAUCAGUGGUUUCAGAUAGUUCUACAAGACAUUGUCAGCAUAAGUGUUUUAAAAUGCCAGCUGUGUGUAUUUUUAGAAGUCGUGAUCCUGCAUGUACUUGACCUGGCUUGGCUAGGCUGUGGGUCUCUAAGUUGGAGCAUGCUUGCAGGCUUUUUGCUUGCUAGGGUAAUCCCAAAUUCCUGCCACUGGCAGUGGUAUAAGUCAUGUUCCUUUCUGUCAGCCCAGCACUACAGGGACUGCACCUGCAUCUGCACCUUGUGUUUAAAAAAUGAAAUGAAACAAAACCCUGACAUGCAAGCCCACUCUUUGACUGGUUAAUGCCACACUGAGUACAAAAUACAAGACCUAAUCACAUAUUCUCACCUUAAAUGCCUGGUACCUCAGAAGUAGGGCACGAAGAAUUUCUUUACUCUAUUAGCACCCUUAUCUGAACAGCACCAGAAUGAUCUGCUGGGGAACAGGAAAACAAUUUCCUAUAUGGUUUCUUAUCUCUAAUACAGGGCAGUCUAGGGAGCUGAAACAGUCCCAGGCCAUCAGAGGCAAGGUCUGUGGCUCCAUUUAGGGUUGUGUGUCAGCAGAUUUGGAUUGCUGAUGGGGUAAUUUUGGUAACCUUUGGUAUGACUGUGCAGCAGAUCACAGCUGCCCUUCUUGUAAGUGCAGGAAAGUCUCCGGGUGUAGCGACUGGCAUGUAGUUUCUCCUGUGUGAAAAGUGUGGGCUGUGUGCUGUGCAGGAGCCUGUAAGGGUUCUGUGAUGGCAUUGCCACCCUGCUGGCAUAUGGGCCCCGUGCCAGUUCAGCACUAGAGCUGGCUCAGGUAUGGUGGGCAAACUUCCUGUCACUGUCCUUAGAUACCAGAAUAGAACUCCGCUUGCCUGUGUCCAUUUAAGAGCAACAGUCUGAGUUUUUAAUGCCUUAGUUGUGCCUGUAGCUAAAAGUUCUGUUCAUCAAGAGUCUGUAGUUGCUUGGUAUAAGUCUAUGGUAAGGAAUGUACUUUUAAGAAAAACUAGAAGAAGGUUCCAGGUAACCCUCCCCUCACACCUGAAAUCAUGAGGCUUUCCUUAUUAACAUCAUGGGCACGCCUGUGCUAUCAGUGGCUGUCAGCUUCUGAGUUUUUACUUGAUGUGAGUAUGAUGUGUCACAGCCUUGAAACAGAGCUACAGAGCAAGGAAGAGGCUUUGUCUGUGGGGUAGGAGGAGGAAUAUAGAGAAGUUGUUGCUUUCUGAGUUCUUGGGGCAAAGGUUUUCCUGCUGCUUAUCUGGUUUUUUUCCAGGAGGGAGGGGAGAUUAAGGGAUUGGAGAAAAUAACCCUCUUCCUCCUUUUGCUUGGUUUGCUUCACUUCAUUAAAUCAUCAGCCUUCAAGCUGAUGGUAUACCUGCUAAGGGUUCAUUCUGCACUGGUAUGCUGAGGCAGCAGGACACAGGCAUGAGAAUGGUUCCUGAGUAUGUUGGGAAUGCUACUCUUGUCCUCCUCUGGAGAUAGCAGGGCUAUGUGGAGUGCACAGUAAAUACCUCUAGAGCCUGGUCUGCCAGCCCUGUUCCUCCCACUAGCAGCGAGCACUGAUGGUGAGUAUCAGCUCUGACUCGUGCUGCUCCAGGUGUUUCAGUGCCAGGUGUGUGCUGUGCUUUGAGGGUUUUGUGGCAGCAGCAGCACCGGGCUGGGUGCAUGGGACUGGGAUGGAGGAGAUCGUCCUUGGUGUGGUAUGUACAAAGUCCAGGCUUGCUGUGUCCCCUUGUGUGGUUUCUGUUGGGUCGAUGUCUGCUCCCCCGGUGGAUCCUUAUGCAGGAGGAAUGCUUUUGGCUACUUUAUAAUAAGGAAAAGCACAGUGAAAGAUGCCUGCUUGACGCUGGGUGGAGCUUAGGCCAACGGUGAACAGCUGUGUCCUUGCAUGGAUAGGUCACUUGAAUGGUGUGUUCGGACUCUGUCUCCUCUGAGGCAGGCAGGGCUGCUCUUGUAGGUGAGUCUGGAGGACAUGAUCCUUUCCUGGUGUUUCUAACUCAUAGCAUAUAUUCAGCAGCAGGUCAAAGAAGGUGAUUGCUCCAUUCUGCACUGGUCACAGCGCUAAGCCUGUCUAAGUUGAAGAAGCCUGUGGAUAAUGCUCUCUGGCACAUGGUGGGGUUUUUGGGAUGUCUGCACAGGGCCAGGAGCUGGACUCAGACUUGAUGGAUCCCUUCCAACUUGGUGUAUUCUGUGUUUCUGUGCCAGCUUGCAAACCCAGACAUCCUGACCUGUUACCCAAACUGUUGCUGAUGCUCCCCCUGUGUCCUCUUUCCCUGCCAUAGAGUUUUCACUUGUUUUUCCUCCUCCCUGCAAACUCCUUCACCUCUCAAACUGUUCUCUCUGUUACUGUAGGUCUUCUUGAGCUGAAGGGAUGAAAAUUGGCAAUUGGAAAAUCACUGUCACUGACCUGAGCUUUAUCCUGACCUCUGGAGUCCCAGUUGAUGUUGUUGGGCAUAUGAGUCUGCAAGAGUGUCCCCUGUCCAUGAUUUAGGCAGCGGUUGGACAUGCAUCACUAGCGGGAUGGUCGCCCACCAAAGCUGCAAUGUCGUCCCUGACGACCUCCAGUGAGGGAGAGAACUCUGCUCCCAGGUUUGUUCUUGGUUCCAGAGAUGAUGAGACAGAAUUUCUGGGAUCAAACAUGAAGACAGACGAAACCGAUUUCUUUGAAGAUGACGAAGAGGAGGAGUCGCCUCCAGAACGGCAGAUUGUGGUGGGAAUCUGUGCCAUGACCAAAAAGUCCAAGUCAAAGCCCAUGACACAGAUUCUGGAACGUCUGUGUAAGUUUGAGUACAUCACAGUGGUGAUCAUGGGGGAAGAUGUUAUUCUGAAUGAACCGGUAGAAAACUGGCCCUCUUGUGACUGCCUGAUAUCCUUCCACUCCAAAGGAUUCCCCCUGGAUAAGGCAGUUGCUUAUGCCAAGCUGUGCAAACCAUUUCUGAUCAACGACCUUGAUAUGCAGUAUUACAUCCAGGACAGGCGUGAAGUGUAUCGGAUCCUUCAGGAAGAGGGAAUAGACCUGCCCCGCUAUGCUGUGCUCAAUCGAGAUCCUGACCGACCAGAAGAGUGCAACUUGGUGGAAGGAGAGGACCACGUGGAGGUAAACGGAGCUGUGUUCCCAAAGCCAUUUGUAGAGAAGCCAGUCAGUGCUGAAGACCACAAUGUGUAUAUUUACUACCCGACAUCAGCAGGUGGGGGCAGCCAGCGGCUCUUCCGCAAGAUUGGAAGCCGGAGCAGUGUGUACUCCCCAGAGAGCAGUGUGAGGAAGACAGGCUCCUACAUUUAUGAGGAGUUCAUGCCUACGGAUGGCACUGAUGUAAAGGUGUACACGGUGGGGCCGGACUAUGCCCAUGCAGAGGCUCGCAAAUCCCCUGCUUUGGACGGGAAGGUGGAGCGGGACAGCGAGGGCAAGGAGAUUCGCUACCCGGUCAUGCUGACUGCCAUGGAGAAACUCGUUGCCCGUAAAGUCUGCGUAGCCUUUAAGCAAACCGUGUGUGGCUUCGACCUCCUGCGGGCCAACGGCCACUCCUUUGUUUGUGAUGUGAAUGGCUUCAGCUUUGUGAAGAACUCCAUGAAGUAUUAUGAUGACUGUGCCAAAAUCCUUGGAAAUAUAAUCAUGAGGGAGUUGGCUCCCCAGUUUCAUAUCCCCUGGUCCAUCCCAACAGAGGCAGAAGACAUCCCCAUUGUCCCCACUACUUCAGGCACCAUGAUGGAGCUUCGCUGUGUUAUUGCAGUCAUCCGUCAUGGAGAUCGCACCCCGAAGCAGAAGAUGAAGAUGGAAGUGAAACAUCCCCGGUUCUUUGAAUUAUUUGAGAAAUAUGAUGGUUACAAGACAGGAAAGUUGAAGUUGAAGAAACCAGAGCAGCUACAGGAAGUGCUGGACAUUGCACGGCAGCUUGUGGUGGAGCUGGGAACCCACAGUGAUUGUGAAAUCGAGGAGAGGAAAUCCAAACUGGAGCAGCUGAAGAGUGUCUUGGAGAUGUAUGGACAUUUUUCUGGCAUUAACCGUAAGGUUCAGUUGACCUAUCUUCCUCAUGGACAUCCAAAAGCUGCGAGUGAAGAUGAAGAGGCUCGCCGGGAGUCCUCCCCCUCGCUGCUGCUGGUGCUGAAGUGGGGUGGGGAGCUGACCCCAGCAGGAAGAGUCCAGGCUGAGGAGCUGGGCCGGGCCUUCCGCUGCAUGUACCCUGGGGGCCAAGGCGAUUAUGCUGGUUUCCCUGGCUGUGGCUUGCUCAGGCUGCACAGCACGUAUCGCCAUGAUCUCAAGAUCUACGCCUCGGAUGAGGGGAGAGUUCAGAUGACAGCAGCAGCUUUUGCAAAGGGUCUGCUGGCCCUGGAAGGAGAGCUGACCCCCAUCCUGGUGCAGAUGGUGAAAAGUGCCAACAUGAAUGGUCUGCUGGACAGUGACAGUGAUUCCCUUAGCAGCUGUCAGCACAGAGUGAAGGCUCGACUACAUGAAAUCAUGCAGAAGGAUGCUGAGUUCUGUGAAGAGGAUUAUGAAAAGCUAGCACCUACAGGCAGUGCUUCUCUGCUCAACUCCAUGACCUUUAUCCAGAACCCAGUUGAGGUCUGUAACCAGGUGUUCACCCUGAUUGAGAAUCUCACCUCCCAGAUACGAAAGCGUCUGGAGGACCCAAAAUCUGCAGACCUGCAGCUGUACCACAGUGAGACUUUGGAACUGAUGCUGCAACGCUGGAGUAAGCUGGAGCGAGAUUUCCGCAUGAAGAAUGGGCGCUAUGACAUCAGCAAGAUCCCUGAUAUAUAUGACUGCAUCAAGUAUGAUGUACAGCACAACUGUGCACUGAAACUGGAAGGCACAACUGAACUCUUCAAGCUCUCCAAAGCCCUGGCAGAUGUGAUCAUACCCCAGGAAUAUGGGAUUAAUAAGGAGGAGAAACUGGAGAUUGCUAUUGGCUUUUGUCUUCCUCUCAUUAAAAAGAUCCAGCUGGACCUACAGAGAACUCAUGAAGAUGAGUCUGUCAACAAACUACAUCCGUUGUACUCAAGAGGAGUUCUGUCCCCGGGUCGCCACGUCCGCACUCGGCUGUACUUCACCAGUGAGAGCCACGUGCACUCCCUGCUCAGCAUCUUCCGCUACGGGGGCCUUCUGGAUGACCCCUCUUCAGAGGAGCGUUUCCAUGUGGAGCUGCACUUCAGCCCUGGUGUCAAAGGCUGUGAGGAGGACAGGAACAUACCCACGGGGUUUGGCUUUCGACCGGCCUCAGCAGAGAACGAGGAAAAGAAGGCAGACCAAGGCAGCCUGGAGGACCUCUCGCGUGAGAAGGGCAGCGAUGAGGCAGACUGCGCUCGGCAGAAGUCCCCGCAGCCCUCGGAGCCCGUCAGCAUCCAGCGCCGGUCGCCGCUGGUCAGGAGCCGCAAGACAGGAUCCAUGGAGGUGCUGUCUGAAUCUUCUUCUAAAUCAGGAGGUUAUCGCCUCUUCAGCACUUAUUCCAGGCAGUCUUCUGAGAUGAAGCAAAGUGGAUUAGGGUCACAGUGCACCGGGCUGUUUAGCACCACUGUGCUGGGAGGCUCCUCCAGUGCCCCCAACCUCCAGGACUACGCACGCAGCCAUGGCAAAAAGUUUGCCAGCAGCCUGACAUACAAAGACGAGCUCUUGUCUAUGCCAGCCGUAAAACGAUUUUCUGUGUCGUUUGCAAAGCAUCCGACUAAUGAUGUGUUGGAGCACCAGCACGUUGCCCAGUUGCUACGCCGUUUUUCCUCUGACUGUGCUGCGAGCCGGACCAUCUCCUUGGAUGCCACCCUAGCCCAUCACCUGCAGCAGUGCUCCUACCACCUGCGCCUCUUCAGGAGCUGGCUGAUCUCAGGGCAGGAUGACUUGGAGUGUCUUUACGGUUUUGAGGGCUGCUCCAUGGUUCCCACCAUCUAUCCCCUGGAGACUCUGCACAACUCGCUGUCUCUGCGGCAGGUGAACGAGUUCCUGACGGCCGUGUGCCGGAGCUGCAGCGAGUCGCACGCCCACUCCACCGCAGCUCUGUUUGAUUCAAUGAUUGGGAGCCAGAUCCCAGGAGACCCCUUUAUGUCCCAGAGAAUCCUGUCGUCGUCGUCGCUGCCGCUGCGCCCGCGCUCGGACAAACCGCCCUGGUACAGCAGUGGCCCCUCCAGCACCGUCUCCAGUGCAGGCCCAUCCUCCCCAACUUCUGUGGACAGCUGUGCUCGUUUCAGCUUCACUGAGAAACUUUCCAUCAGCCCCCCAAAAAGUGAGGAGCAGCUGACCAGCCAGUCCCCUGAGCAGGAGGAGAGUCAAGCUCCACACAGAGAGCCUGACGUGCGGGAGGGUGUGUCUGGGCUGCCAGCAGCAGAGCCAAGUGCCCCAGAGACCCUGAUCUGGAAUAAGGGCCCAGAGCCAGGCAGGAUUCUGGAGCUGUGCAAGAAGGAGCUGGCAGGGGAGGAUGCUAACCCAGAAGAGAAGAGCAUGGGAGAGCGGGAUGAAGAAAAAUCAUCUGGGGAAAUGUUAGAGCCAAGUAACAUAGGAAACCCAAAGUGUGGUGAAGGAUUUGACCUGGGGCUGGCUGGGGAGACAGCAAAGCCAGGUGAGGGGUCUCUCAGGGGAAUGACUGGCCUGGAUCUGUCCAAGGAGAUCCUGGUGCCCUGUGAAGAGGAGCUGCUGGGAGAGACGUUGGACCCAGAGCAUACAGGCAAGGAGCUGAUGGGGGACAGUGCUCUGUCAGACCAGCUUUUCUCUGGUCACCUGUGCCAGGUACAGCCACUGACUCCUGAGAAGAAUGUGGAGGAACUGCAGCUGCUGUGUCAGAAGGAUCAGCAAAUUUAGUGGCUUACUGGACAGCACACUGCAAGCACUUCUAAGCCUGAAAGCAGCCCAACUUCCUGCACGGCACCUCACGCAGCUGGCGGUGCACAGCAGAGAAGAAGCCACGUCCCAGGGCUACAGGGCCCUGUGGUGUGGAAGAGACUGCUUUGCUCCUCCACAAGCCAGCUCUUUGCCAUUCAGCAAGAAUGCUUGCCUCGUUAAAUGAACAACAAUGCAGUCUGGGUACUGGCAUGGCACCUUCAUGGAGCAGGGACAUGGUGCUGCCUUGGUGUCCCAAGGGCUUUGUGCUCACUGGGACAGCAGCAUUAGAGGACUGGUACAGCCAAGGCUUUUAGGGUGGUAAGUCCAAAGAGGACAGUUCCUCCUGACCCUUUGGCCCACAGCCUUCAGAGAAAGGCAUUCUGGGCCCAAAUUUAUCAGAUCCAUCACAACCACCAACCUCCUCUCUGUUUCUUCCUUCUUCCUCUCUGAAAUCCCACUGCUGGCCACCAAAAUCAGGUCCAGAGAGUCCAUGGUAGGAAAACUAGCAAAAGCAGAAAGCAUUCUGAAUGAGUGUAGAAAAGAAGGGUAGUGAGGUAUCAGGUUUGACUGCCACUUGCAAGGAAAUAUCCCUUUGGCAUGGCCUUGGAUGUUUCCCUGCUGGACUGGGGCCGGCAGGAGCCUGGGCAUCCAGCCUGAGAGAGGUGUGCAGGGAAGAUACACACAGUUGUUUUUUCUUGUCCCCAGGGAUCAGGCAGGGUACAGCUCUGAGGUCUUGGUGACAGAGAUUAAAAGAAACUGCUAUUUUGAUAAUUCAGGACUAUUAGAAACCAAUAAGGAGAAAUCUUUAUUAUAUAAAAUGAAAAGUAUUUAAUGGAUAUUUAUGUAAAUGCCUUGUGAGCACAAGCCUGAGGGCAAGAUUGAUACGGGUGUCCCUGCCGCAUCCUGAGUGCCGGCCGGGGGCUGUGCUUCCCACUCCUCCUGUAUUUAUGGACAAGUCUGCGUGUCUGUCUGUAGCUAGGAUCUCUGUUUUUGUGAAGCUGUGCCCAAAGAUCUCUAUGCUGUGUUGUGACAAUGUGUGUUCACAGUAAAUCUAUGCUGUGGGUCCAAUGUC
Molecule: messenger RNA, 8576 nt
Organism: Zonotrichia albicollis (white-throated sparrow)
Lineage: Eukaryota; Metazoa; Chordata; Aves; Passeriformes; Passerellidae
Source: RefSeq, a predicted model, not a curated record